AUGACGGGCCGCCGCCGUUCGCCUCGGCGCGAUGUGAUUGUGGCGGCGGGAUCUCCUGCCCUGCCCACCCCACCAUUGGCCCAGGGCGGGGAGGUGCCAGCCCUGUUCCGAGCCGUCGCGGACUACUUGUAUGCGGGCGUCGGCAGCGCCCCGCCUGCACGUCCGCAUCAGCCGGUGUCUGGCCUCUCCCGAGGCUACUGGAGCGAUGACGAGGUGCCGGGCACGCCUCGUGAUCCGGACGUUGAUUGGUGGGCGUCGUCGUGGCCCCAGGGGCAGAGUGGGGCGGACGGGGACUGGGGCACCCCUCCCCCGGAUGCUCCUUGGGGGGAGCCUCGGCCUGGCGAUGGGGCGUACCAAGCCCGGGGCAUGCGGUUGUCGGACGUUGGUCGCUGUGUGACGGAGCUGUCCUUCGUGCUUGACCUUCUGCACGAAGCCUUUCAGUCGCGUGAGGUUGUUGCACGGGAUCCGCAACUGGGCGAAGGCCAGCAGGCUCGGGCUCGCCGCGCGGUGUCGAGUGCGCUGUGGGACAUUCUCCGCUUGCCGCUGGAACCUGAGGAUCCUUCGUUGGACGACGGACCUGGCGCUGCAGCUUUCCACAUGGUAGCCACGGCUGUUGAGGAGUGCCCUCUCGGCAUCGUCCCUGCGAUCGCGUGUGUGCUCCGGUGGCUCGGGCGGCGGCGGGUGGAGCGGAUGUAG
This is a messenger RNA of Closterium sp. Yama58-4, 696 nucleotides long. Lineage: Eukaryota; Viridiplantae; Streptophyta; Zygnematophyceae; Desmidiales; Closteriaceae. The record is from the annotation of a GenBank genome assembly.